AUGGCUAGGCAAGCAGCAGAGCCUGCACCAGCAGAACCAGAGCCAGCAGAGCCCGAUCCUGCGCCUCACACAGGCAAGGAACUCUGGGAAAAGAAGUGCACGUACGUAGCACUGAAGGCUCUCACAAACAUUAUCAAGGCGCUGCAGUGUGUGGAUGGCUACGGCUGUGUGCUCAGCUAUGAUACCAUGAAGGCUCUGAAGGAGCUGCUGUCAGACACCCUGGAGACAGGUGCUCCCUCCCUGCGCUGCUCCUGCUCAACAAAGGCCAUCGAGCUGAAGUGCGCCGACUGGCACGACAUGCUGCAGAGGUGA
Molecule: messenger RNA, 312 nt
Organism: Coccomyxa subellipsoidea C-169
Lineage: Eukaryota; Viridiplantae; Chlorophyta; Trebouxiophyceae; Coccomyxaceae
Exons: 3
Coding region: 1-312 (103 amino acids)
Source: RefSeq, a predicted model, not a curated record